Tetranychus urticae (two-spotted spider mite) is the source of this 841-nucleotide messenger RNA. RefSeq lists its product as uncharacterized. The record is from RefSeq and is a predicted model, not a curated record. NCBI's taxonomy places the organism in Eukaryota, Metazoa, Arthropoda, Arachnida, Trombidiformes, Tetranychidae.
UUGCACUUACUAAUAAAACUUCAAAGUAAUUUUUGAUGUCAAAUUUUUUAACUCAAAAAUUAGGAAGUGCAUCAUUUAGAGUUUGAAUUGUCAAAAUGGCUCAGAAUCAUGAUGGAAGUGAUAAAGUGACAAUAAAAAUGAAGAUAUUGGGUGAUGCCACUUAUGACAUUGUAAUUGAUUGGCUUGAUGACGAUUGUCACCCUGAUGUUCAAGUAAAGAGACAGUUGGCAUCAAUCACACAAACACCAUUUGUAUACAUAAGAUCGGUUCUUUUCUUCCUCGAUGAGUUGGAUCUAAGAGCCAGUACUCGUCCUGAUUGGACAAGGAAAUCUUCAUUCAUGAAUCGAUUUAUUGGACAGCAAUACGUACUGAAGUUUAGAUUCCAUAUUGGAACAAAUAAUGACAGUUUGUAUGGUCGUUUGUUGUACCAACCUGAUUAUUUUAUUCGUUAUGAGCUUGUAGCUGAACACCUAGUUGAUGAAAAUGAAUGUACCAUCAACUUUUGUCCAUUCAUUUACAAUAUUUCCAAUUUAAAGCAAAGUGCAAAAUUGGCAAAUAAUAAUGAAUUGAAAGCAAAAUUGGUCCAGGAAUGGAUUGGUUUUAGAAUAAAUCAGAAUUUUGGUAGACAUAUUAUCCUUUCGACUUUAAGACGACAUAAUGUGCUAAAUAUUUUAUACAAAUUAACUUGCAAAUUGGAACAAGAUCACUUAAUUCAUGGAGGGCCUUAUUUGCGAACUAAUGGGUAGUUCAGAUUGUAAAUGAAAAAUCAUUUGAAUGAAUGAUAUUGAUAAAGAAAUUAAUAAAUGGUGGAAACUCAAUAAAGUAACUUUUUCUGCGUCAA